GCGCUCGUCGAUCGUAGUCGUUGCGCGUUGUGUGUGUGCCAAUUCCGAGACCUCGUUCCAUCAUUCCCACUAACAAGUGUAAUUAGAUCACUUUUCUCUACUGUAUUUCCUUUCACAAAUUAUCGAGGAGCGGCUAAUCUCAGAAUCCGCGCAGACGUGUAUUUACACAUUUCGGCGUUCAAACACAAUAUCGCGGUAUACCGAUGUUGAAUCGUAAAUGUAAUCCAAACUUGUAAUCUUCGUAAAACGAGACAAUAUAACGUCGUUUUAGAAAAUUAUAUAAAAGUACUUUUGGUGCAAAUGGUGUCACGUAAGUGCAAAAAUAUUUAAAUAUCGGUAAAUAUUUGAAGAUCGAUAAAGAUUUACGUUUAUGGAUACACGACGUGUAUCCGCGAACGUUACAUUGCUGCAGGCCCGUGGAUUAGUCAUGAGUGAAUUUUGCAAAAAUUAAAAGACUCACGUUGUCGACGUUAUAGCCGAUACUAACCAGAUAAGAUAAAAAGUCAAACGGCACGUUUGUGCGAGCAGUGGGACUCAUUAUCGGCCACCUCGUCCAUCGGCAAGUGAAAUUCCCCGGUUGUGCAAGGAAGUAGGUCGCGAACACACGUUAAUGUGAAACAAGACCAGUGCCCGUGAGACAUUCUUUCGAAAGUUUUUCGAUAUGCAGAUUUAAUGUGAGAGAUCAAGGUUCAAGGCGGCAAUUAUUAACUUGCUUAAUUUUGCAGACCUAAAGCAAUUAUUACUAAAGUCCAUCGAAUGCGCACGGAGUACGGGGGGGUAACAAUCGCGAGUAGUCGUGUCCUUGGCUUUAUUAUUUGCAUGUCAUACGACAAGUAAGGUAGGGACGAUAUCACCACGUGUAUAUACUGAGAAUUAUGCUACGGUUGAUUGAUCAGGCACGCCGUCGUUAUUCUCCUCGCCGUGCGUACGAACCGCGAGUCCGUCCGCCACGAGAGAUGGUCCGCAAAUACCAAGAACGAUUAUUAUUGCGAAAAAAAGAAAGCGCAUAAUUUACUCUGCCGUGCAUUCAAAAGCUGCGCGCGGCGCGAGGACGUGAGAUCGCCAGCAGCUGAAUGUUAUUUGAAAUCGAUACGUUUCGGAGCAAAUCGUGAAAUAUUCGCCGACAGCGGCGUGGUGCGUUUGAAAAGACUUUAUAGCACGGGAGCUCAGCGGGGACAUUCAUUGGUCAAAGGGAACAAUAAUGCAAGAGCGCUCGACUGUAACUUGGAGCAGGCGGUUAUGCGGAAGUAAGAUCGGGCCGUCUCAAUUGAUGACGUAAGAAGUAGAACGCGCGUGGCAAAAUUAAAGGAGAUGUCUCUCGGAUGAUGGAAAUGGUGAAGGAAAAGCCGCGCAGACGAAGUGUGAGCGAGCUGCUCGAUUGGAGAUGUCUGGCUGAGUGCAAAGGCACCGUCGCCGGGGACGAAAGCGACAGCACGGGCAAACUCUUGCUGGAGGACCGUAACGGAGAACCGGAAACACGCAGGCGGAGACGAUCCGGUACUUGGCCGAGAACAAGAAGUUUAAACGCACCCAGUCCCGUUCAACACUUCGGGCGAUGUGGGCGUAUCAUGAAAAAUUCUGCGAUGGUUAUGACGAUUCAGGACCCGGCCUCCCAGAGGUUGACGUGGUACAAACCACCGCUCUCUGUCCUGGUCAUCAAAAAGGUCCGCGACUCGUCAGUCUUACCACCGUUUGUUCAGUUGGUCACAUGGCUGAUAGAGGAAAAGCGAAUGGUUGUCUUUGUGGAGGCGUCUGUCCUGGAAGAUCCAGCUCUCGCCAGAGAUCCUAGGUUUCAAAGUGUUCGAGACAGGUUACAAACCUUCAGGGAUGGCACAGAUGAUUUACAGGAUAAAAUUGAUUUUAUCGUUUGCUUGGGAGGCGACGGCACACUUCUUUAUGCCAGUCUGUUGUUCCAGCAAUCAGUGCCGCCUGUAAUGGCAUUUCACCUUGGUUCCUUAGGAUUUCUCACACCGUUUGAAUUUGACAAUUUUCAGGAACAAGUGACUAAUGUUCUCGAAGGUAAUGCAGCUUUAACUUUAAGGAGUCGUCUGAGAUGCCUCAUUACGCGCAAGAAUGACGACAAUCGGCCGGUUCAGCCACCGACGAAUCUCUUAGUACUGAAUGAAGUUGUAGUGGAUCGAGGGCCAUCGCCUUAUCUUUCAAAUAUCGACCUAUUCAUUGAUGGCAAGCACGUGACGAGCGUUCAGGGUGACGGUUUGAUUGUAAGCACGCCGACUGGAUCGACUGCUUAUGCUGUCGCUGCUGGAGCCAGCAUGAUUCAUCCUUCAGUUCCUGCCAUCAUGAUCACACCGAUCUGCCCUCACUCUCUGUCCUUCAGGCCGAUCGUCGUACCUGCCGGAGUCGAGCUCAAGAUCUCAGUUUCACCCGACAGCAGAAAUACCUCGUGGGUGUCCUUUGACGGCAGAAAUAGGCAGGAGCUUUACCACGGCGACAGUCUGAAGGUAACCACUUCCAUAUACCCGGUGCCUAGCAUUUGCGCAGCCGAUCAAAUCACCGACUGGUUCGACUCCUUGGCCGAAUGCCUUCACUGGAACGUGAGGAAGCGGCAGAAGCAUCUGGAUGAGUUAAGUGACCUCGCGCAUUCAUCCAGCAACGAUACUCUAGACUCCCUCGACCGAGAUAGCUAGAUCAAGAGAAAUGCUCACUUAUAGACUGUGUAACUUAAAGACAAUAUUUGACCAAAAUGUAAUUUGACUGAGAAACCGACGAACCAAAACUAAAAUCAAUCGCCCGGCUUUUCUAAAUCUCGCCUUCAUCAAUGUGAAAAACUUUUCUAACGGAAUCUUGUUGAAUAUAAUGAAUAAAAAAUCGGUUAAAAAACUGAUUGUUAGGAAAGAUGCGCUCUAUGAGAUCGUCCUUUAGGAUACAUCUGUGUGUACGGCUAAAGAUAAAUUUAGAUUACAAGCUUAAUUUAGAUUACAAAAGUAAAACUUGGAUUACGAUUGUAUAAAAAUUUUCCUAGUAAUAAAAUGCAUUUAUCUUCGGAGAGAAUAUUGCAUUGAAAGCAAAAUAUUUAAUUUGUCAUAAAGAAGUGAUGUACUAUUAAUAAUCUAAACGUGCGCGCAUACAACACAUUUAUUGAUAGUCUUGGUCUGUAAAAUGACCUACGAUUUACUUGAAUACAUAAGAAUUGUUUUAUAUUUUAUCGAUAUCGCGCUUCUUACAGAUAUUUUUAUUUCUUAAUAUUCCUUAGUUGUUUGAUUCAAAUAUGGCAUAAUUAUUCUUGCUUUUUUACCGAUUAUAACUGCAUUUGAUCUGAUGUAUAAAUCAUAUUUGUUGUAAAUAUUGAAUUUUCUUAUAAAACAGAAUACUUUAAUAAAAUAUGUUUUGUAUAAA
This is a messenger RNA of Monomorium pharaonis (pharaoh ant), 3357 nucleotides long. Its product is annotated as NAD kinase. NCBI's taxonomy places the organism in Eukaryota, Metazoa, Arthropoda, Insecta, Hymenoptera, Formicidae. The transcript has 8 exons. Gene Ontology annotation, biological process: NAD+ metabolic process; NADP+ biosynthetic process. Gene Ontology annotation, molecular function: NAD+ kinase activity. Bases 1323 to 2648 code for a protein of 441 amino acids. The record is from RefSeq and is a predicted model, not a curated record.